This is a messenger RNA of Hyposmocoma kahamanoa, 3519 nucleotides long. RefSeq lists its product as uncharacterized. The record is from RefSeq and is a predicted model, not a curated record. The coding region runs from base 1 to 3519 and encodes 1172 amino acids. NCBI's taxonomy places the organism in Eukaryota, Metazoa, Arthropoda, Insecta, Lepidoptera, Cosmopterigidae. The transcript has a single exon.
AUGGGAAAAAGAAUCCCCGAGCACGACAAAGAUGCAGACACCAAAAUAUUAUACAAAAAAUCUUAUAAUAGCAUUUACACACAUUCGAGAACAUGCUCAGGUAUUUCACAGCAAACCAAGAGUACAACAUUUUCGAGGAGAAAACUACCAAAUAGCAAUGUGUUCACAGAUGGACAGACGAUAAAAAAAGACCUCAGUAUCGAAACAGAUAUCUGUGUCCUCAGAAGAUACUAUAAAUACAAGAGAAAUUGGAUGUCAUCAAAAGCAGCAACAUCAGCUAAGUCCAAGUACUCAAACUAUACUGAAAUUGACACCAUUGCAGAGUUCAGAGACUCAAGCGCUUGCGGUGACAAAUUGCUAGGAGAAGAUUUGGGAAAUCUACGUCCGCCAACGAACAUGGAUAGGACAGACAUGUUGCUGGAAAAUUUCAAGGACUUACUUAAUAAAUGGAUCAGAAAGCAUUUGAUCCAAGGUAAAGAUACAAGAGGGAAAAUUGAAGAUAUUUUUGAAGCUAUCUUUCAAGGCGUCGAGUCGAGACGAGCUCGAAAGUCUUCUUCUUGUACGACUUUUAUUUUGAGUAAAGAGGAUGAAACAGAUAACAAAAAAGUUCAAGUAGUAGAUGUAGCCGCCUCUACAGAUUACAACGGUCAAUGCUGCAUCAGUAGACAUCCUAACAUACCCAGUUAUGAAAAUUUCGAACAAUCCCGGUAUACUGUCCCAAUAAUUUGCAAGAAUUUAAGAAUAAUAUCGACUUUAAGCAUACCACGCAAUAUACAUAGACGUAAAAGAUAUAAUAGAAAAAGUAAACUCCGAAGAAUUAAAGUUAAUAGAACACCGAACAAAAAUUUAUUGAUAUCAUAUAUGAAAACACCACCGAAGUUUUUGGCAACCGUAUCGAGUUAUAACUUGUUGGCUAUUUCAACUAAAUCAUUAAUAAAACGCUGCGUCAAUUUCGACGCUAAUCGUUUCAAAGAUAUCGAUAAAAACCAACAACAACAUUUGAUACUUUUUUCUGAACCGUCCUACAAAAGCGCAACUGCCUCUGCGAUAUCUAUAGAAGAAGUAAAAUACAAAGAUUUAAAAAAAUUGAAAAUGCAUUUCAAUGAUAAACACCGUCUUCUGAAGAGUAAAAGUUUAUUAGAGAAAAACUCGCAAAGAAAAAACGAGAAACCAGCUCACAAAGAAAUGAAUCAUUCCAAUAAUACGGAUACAGUAACCUAUAGCACAAAAAACGAAAACACGGAUAUGUUCAAUAACACAGAUAUAUUCGAUAUCACAGCUAAGUUCAAAAACACACAUACUUACAAAAACACAGAUCCACUCAAAAAUGCAAGUCCAGUAAAAAACACAAGUCCAGUCAAAAACACAAGUCUAUACAAAAACACAGAUCCACUCAAAAAGACAAAUCCACUCAAAAGCUCACAUCCACACAAAAACAGAAAUUCAUUCUUAAACACAGAUGCGUUCAAAGACACCAAGUACGCAAUUUUUAAAGCUAAUGCACAAAUUUCAUCCAUUCUGAACGAGAGGAAGCACAGCGAACCUGUAGUUUCAAUUGAUUUAUUGAAUCAGACCUUGGAAUAUCAAAGAGAAAGAGAAAUUAACAGGUUUAAAAGUGAAGAAAAUAAGAAUGUGAAAAAAACCAAAAAUAAACGUCACGACAGAUCAUUAUCUAUUAUACGCAAGUACGAAAGAAAAAGGCGUCAUAAUUUUACAUAUUUGUACAAAAGAGUCAACAGUAAAACUUUUGAACGUGACAAACUCGUGAGAAAUAUGGAAGAUAUUAUCAAAUACAUCACCAAUUUGAAUGGCGGUGGAAACAUAAAAUUUGAAGUACAUUUUGUUCUAGGUUCUGGUAAUGUUGAUAAUAAUGAAGAAUUACUUAGAAUGGAAAACUCUUCUAAAUUAGUUCAAAAACAAACAAUGAAAUCUAAAUAUUCUAAACCAAUUAAUGAGACACAGAAACCUACUAUGGUGUUCACUGCUAACCAAGCCCCAGGUACAGUUAACAAGAUCUUCCUUGCAAUGAACAAAAAAUCAACUGGAUGUAUGUGUGACCAAAAAAUAUCCAUAAUUUCUUCUCGUACUGAAUUAGAAAAAGAGUCUCCAGGAAUUGGAUGUAUGUGUGACAAAGGAAUAUCUGAAUUUUCUGCUCAUACUGAAUUAGGAAAAGAAAUUACUCCUGAAAUUAUUCCAAUAUUGGAUGGAGCCGCGAGUCAAACUAAGUACAUGGUUAGUACACAUUCUAUACCAAAAGAUAAUGCGAUGGAAAUUAUUCAAGAACUACAGCAAGAAAAUAUGAAGGAAAAUGCCAAAGACAAAGAUUACAAAGUGCAGCAAACUAGUAAACAGGCAGUUCCAUUUAUAGAUUUUGAUCUAAAGCAAGAAAUAGAGGAACUUAGAACGGCUAUAAGAGAUUUAGCAUCAACUACAGAGAAACUACUGAAGGAACAUUACCAAACCAAAAUUUCAACUGCAGAUGGAACUAUCAACAGUGAUACAAGAAUAGAAAGCAAAAAGGGUUCUAGUUUGAACUUAGAUGCUACAUUACCAAAUCAUAGAAACAGUGUAGAGUUGGGGACAGUAGGUAAGAAAUAUUCGAGUAUAAUUAAUAGUGUAGAGAAUAGAUCAAAUAGUAAAAGGCUUUCGAGCGGUGACGCCACUACAAACAGUCUGGAUAGAAUAGAUAGUAAAGAAGAGGAAGAAAAUGAAGUAAGGGUUAUACAAUACAUUACAAAUACGAGUUUAAUCAAAGAUCAAACGAUAAAGGCAACGCAGUAUUCUACAAAAAUACCACCACCCAAUUAUCACAAAUCUGACAGUAUUCAAGUUGUCACUGGAAAUAAGCGUGACAAAGGUUUGCAAAAUUCUAGUCAGAAGGUGACAAUAGAACAAUCACAGGAACAAAAGAAAAGAAUGACAUCUGCAUUAAAGAAACACAGCGCGUCAUACAGAGUUAUAGAAAGUGAAUCAGUUAUAAAAGUAACUAACAUGACGUCAAAUUCGAGUGAUUCGAAGCAGCAAAUGUAUUAUGAUAAAGCACUUACGUGUUCUUUGCCAAGAUCGAGGUCUCUUUUUGAAUUUUCUAUGGAUUUUACUAAUCGGGAUAUACUCGCUUACUUUUGCGACAAUAUUAAGACACCGUUACGCUCUGCGUUCACGUACGUGACGCCCGCAAUUUCGCCUUCGAGUAGAAGUCGAAGCGAGUCCAGAAGAGGUAACGUGAUAAAUAUAGAGGAGGGACAAAUUUCCAAGACGAGUAACGAAGAAAGCGAUCAACACAAGAGCAGUGGAUCAACAAUUUUCGAAGAAACUUAUUCUCCUGAUGGAUCAAAGCAGGUUAAGUUUAGAACAAUGGGUGUCAAUGAAGGUGUUUUGUUAUGUACGGUAAUAUUUGUUCCUGUGAUCAUUAUUAUUGUGCUACUGUAUGAGUUUGUAUUAAAAGAGAAAAAUUCUAGUCCGCCUAAAAGCGAUCUUGAUCCUAAUCUUUACUUAAAAUUGUCUGAUUUAGGUUUUUGA